Chlamydomonas reinhardtii is the source of this 3519-nucleotide messenger RNA. RefSeq lists its product as uncharacterized. The transcript is spliced from 18 exons. The record is from RefSeq and is a predicted model, not a curated record. Gene Ontology annotation, cellular component: small-subunit processome; nucleus; Mpp10 complex. NCBI's taxonomy places the organism in Eukaryota, Viridiplantae, Chlorophyta, Chlorophyceae, Chlamydomonadales, Chlamydomonadaceae. Gene Ontology annotation, biological process: rRNA processing. The coding region runs from base 164 to 2740 and encodes 858 amino acids.
ACGAACGGGCUCUCGACGAGUUGAAGACCGCUGAGGAGUGUUUCUAUCCGUUGAUUAUUACGCUUACGUAGUCCUGGAAAUCAUUCAAGCGUAAUUGGGGCUUGGCCCCGCCGGCGCACUCUACAUUGCUUCCGCGUAGCAAGCCAGCGGCGCCCUCGCAGCCAUGGUCAGCACACGGAGGUCGGGCAAGACGCAGCAAAAUGGAGAUGGAGAGGAGCCACAAGCUGAGCCAGUGACUGCGCCCACGACCGCGUCCAAGCGGCCAGCCGGGCGUGGCGCCGGCGAGGCGUUGGCGUCCGAACAGGCGCCCGGCGCCGGCGCUGCAGCUGUGGGCACGCCCGCAGCUGCCCAGAAGACGGCAGCCGCCGGCACGGCGCCGUCCGCCAAGCGGCAAAAGAAGACUCCGUCUGACGCAGCCGCAGCCGCCGACGCCGACGCCAACGGCCGCGCAGCCCAAGGGCCGCAAGGCCCUUCAGGUGCCGCGCCGGGCGGCGGCGUGCAGGGACCCGAAGGGCCGCCGCAGCCCUUGGACGGCUUCCGCAAGCUCCCGCAGCUGGCGGCGGCGCUGGAGAGCCUGAACAGGCGUGUGGAUGACUCAGCCGUGUUCUUGCGGCCCUCGCCCGAGGUGGCGGCGGCGGCGCGUGAUGUGGCCAAGCUGCUGUACAAGCAGUGCGCGCUGCAGCUGUUCGAGGGGGGCGGCGCGGACAGCCGCGCCGAGCGCCGCGCACUGCGCAAGUCGGCGGCGGCGCCACUGCCGGAGCUGCACACGGACGCCAGCUUCGACCCGGAGCAGAUCUGGCUGCAGAUGGAGAUGGCCACGGAGGCCACCGUGCGGCGCGUGCGGCGCCUGCUGCGCGCCGCUGAGCCGCUGGCGGGCGGCGGCGCGCACCUCAUCACGGCAGAGGCGGCGGCGGGCGUGGAGCGGCUGCUGGCGGGCGGCGGCGGCAGCGAGGAGGAGGAGGAUGACGAGGACGAUGAGGAGGAGGGGGAGAACGAUGAGGAGGGCGAGGGCGAGGAGGAGGAGGAUGGCAUGGGCGAGGGGCUGAGUGGCGAGGAGGAUGAGGACGAGGAGGAUGAGAUGAUGGGGCUGGGGAUGGGCAUGGACGAUGACGAGGACGAGGACGAGGAGGAUGACGAGGACGGCUUUGGGGCGCGUGGCAAGAAGGCGAAACGGAAAGGCGCCAAGGAGGGCAAGGCCGGCAAGAAGGCCGGCAAGCCGCCAGGCGGCGGCGGCGGCGGCGGGCUGGGCGAGGACCGCUUCUUCCGCCUGACCGACCUGGAGCGAUAUGUGGAGGACGCCGAGCGCCGGGCCACGGGCGAGGAGGAGGAUGAGGACAUGGCGGACCUGCUGGGCGGCGGCGAGGGCGAGGGCGAGGACGAGGAGGGGGAGGAGCUGGGCUCGGAGGACGGCGGCGACAGUGAUGACGAGAUGGAGGCGCUGCUGCGGAACACAGCGGCGGCGGCAGGCAAGGGCAAAAAGGGCAAGAAGGGCGCUGACGACGAGGCGGCUCAGAUCAAGUACUCGGACUUCUUCGGCGGCGGCGAUGACGAGGAGGAGGAGGAGGAGGGCGAUGAGGGCGAUGAGGGCGAGGAUGAUGGGGAUGGCGAUGAUGAGGACGGCGGCGCGGAGCGGCGGCGCUCGGGUCAGGACGCCGGUCCUCGCGACGGCGACACGGGCGGUGGCGGCGGCGGCGGCAGGAAGGCGCCCUCCAAGCAGCAGGACGCCGCAGCGGCCCAGCUGUCCGCACACGAGCGGCGGCUGGCCCGCAUGCAGGAGCGUGUGGCUGAGCUGGAGACUGCGGCGCUGAGUGAAAAGGCGUGGCAGCUGACGGGCGAGGUGGGCGGCGGCAACCGGCCCGUGGGCAGCGCCAUGGAGCUGGACCUGGACUUCGAGAGCACGGCCAAGCCGGUGCCAGUCCAGACGGACGAGAUGACCGGCGACAUCGAGACGCUCAUCAAGAAGCGCAUCACCGAGCGCCGCUUCGACGACGUGGUGCGUGUGGUGGCUGCGCCGCUGGAGACCCAGAAGAAGCAGGUGGAGCUGGAUGACGGCAAGUCCAAGGCAGGACUGGGGGAGCUGUACGAGCAGGACUACGUGCGGCAGGUGGCGGGCGGCACCAGCGAGGACAAGGACGACAAGCUGCGCGCCGAGUGCCGCACGCUGUUCAAGGCGCUGUGCGCCAAGCUGGAUGCCCUGAGCCGCUUCCACUUCGCGCCCAAGCCGGUCAUCCAGGACAUGACGGUCAAGGCGGAGGUGCCCGCCAUUGCCAUGGAGGAGGCCGCCCCGGUGGCCGUGUCCAAGGCGGCGCUGCAGCUGCCGGGCGAGGUGUACGCGGCCAAGGCAAAGGACGGACGGCCCGUGGCGGAGGCGGAGCUCAGCAGGGAGGAGCGCAAGGCCCGGCGAUCCAAGAAGAAGCGGGUGCACAAGGCGCGCGAGGAGGGCAAGGAGGCGGAGCGGCGCGCCAAGGCCAUCGCGGCGGGCGGGGACGCAAACAUCGUGGGCCGCAAGUCGGACAGCAAGGUGGUGGCGGGCAAGGGCGUCAAGGUGGCGGAGGGCGCCGGCGCCGCCAAGCACGGCCGCACCGACGUCGGCAACAGCUCCGCCGUGUUCGCCAAGCUGGCGGCGGAGCAGGCGGCGGCGGCGGCGGGUGGCGGCGCCAAGACCAAGAAGGUGCCCCGCGACCUGGCGGCGGUGGGCGGCGAGGGCGCGCGCAAGGGCGCCGUGUCGCUCAAGCUCUAGGUCUAGAUCUAGCGACGGGCUGUGCGGGGCGUUGGGGGCGCGGUGGGGUGGGGUGGGGUUUGUAGCGUUGGUGUCUGGAGGGUGCUGUGUGGGUUUUGGGGAGGGCUCGGGGAGCGCUUGCAGGUGCUGGGGGGCAUGAGGUGAUCUGUUGUGUGGAAAGCGGUGCGGUAACAGGCGAUGCAUGGCUGGAUUUGUGUGGCUGGAUUUGUGCCGAGUAAGGUGCUGUGUGUGUUCGGUGAUGUGUUUGGCGUGGCGGACUGGUGGUGGGCCCGAUGACACGACACGCGAGAUGUACAUUUGAAGAAGCCUGACAUCACACGCGCCGGCAGCGGAGCAGGGGUGCAGUGGAGUAGUCAUGCUGUUCGGUGUGGGGCUGUGGCGCUGUGUGCUUGGCAACUGGCGAGUUGCGACUGGCCCGGUGAUGGUGCAAUUCGAGUUCAACUGUGAAAGCAUCACCUGACUCACCAUCAACGCAUGCAUUUGCAGUUUAGAUCCCACGCCGCCACGCGUAAUCGUGUAAUGGUGGGUUGGUGGCACCAUUGGAGGACCUCCACUGGGUGGCACGCUCUCGGAAGGAAAGCGGGUUGCAAGCGCCAGAAGCGUGCCAGGGUCACGAGAGCGCCGGUCCGCCAUUCUGUGGUGCAGGUCUUCCUCUGCUUUGGCCACUCAUGAUCUCUACCACAGGCCCGUUUAAGAAUGUCGUCGUCCAGAACUGCAGGGCCGAAGCGCAAGCGGGGGGCGGGGGGCAGCGCGGGGGCAGAGUCGCAGAGAGAGGUAUU